This is a messenger RNA of Pleurotus ostreatus (oyster mushroom), 735 nucleotides long. RefSeq lists its product as uncharacterized. The coding region runs from base 1 to 735 and encodes 244 amino acids. Lineage: Eukaryota; Fungi; Basidiomycota; Agaricomycetes; Agaricales; Pleurotaceae. The record is from RefSeq and is a predicted model, not a curated record. The transcript has 2 exons.
AUGGUUGAGAUGCUUCCAGGCAUUCCUUACACUCAUGAGCUCCCGACUGGGGCGGUUCUUACAAUAGCUUGUGCUCACACGCUUGAAUCUUUGAAGGAAUAUGGAGCGGUUGGGGAUGAGGCUGAGAUGCUGGCUGAGGAGUUGCGUGGGCUAACAUUUGGGUGCAACGCGGAUCCAUCGACCGGACAAACUGCCUGCCCACCGAUAUACACUGCUCCUGGACUAAAACGCAACAAUAGAUCGGGCGAUGAUAAAGAUUCACCCGGGUUUGACGGUUCUUACAAUCUUGCUUCUACGUUGGGUGAAGGGCAAGGCUCAGGUAUCUUUAUGCCCGCUGUACAAACAGAUACUCCCGAAGUCCGCAAGCAAAUAGGGAGGAUCCUCCAGAUCCUUAACCGGCUCUGGCAGAUUAUUCUUCCUCGAAGUGUGUCCAAGCUCGAACACAAUCUGGUCGAGUUUGACGCCACUGACAAUAAUACAUUCAGUUUCGGGGGCUUGUUCUCUGGACCCACCAGCGUGCAGAUGAACACCUCAUCAUGGGGUCAAAUAUUUAGCCAGUCAAUUGGUUGGCAAUCAACAUGGCACACCGACAUCCACGGUGCCCCUACGCACUGGACUCUGAUUGUCAUGAUGUUACGGAUCCCCAAAGGCAGUGAUCCAGGGCCAUUUCUAUUGGGCCGACUAUGUUCUUGUAUGUCUUUCAAGUUAUUUGAGCUUUUCAUGAACAAGAUCUAA